AUCUGAUUCGAACGGCAAGGUCUAAGAACGGAGCGACCAUGGCAGAUCAAAACGAACUUGACCAGUUGGCCAAUGCGGAGCUGUUGAGGCUCCAGCGUCAGCAUCGGGGACUCCAGCUGGACCUUCGUGGUCUCCUUGAGGAGAAGGCCAAGCGGUUGAAGAAGCAAAACCACAUGAUUAACGUUCUGCAAGUCGAGCACCAAAAACUAAAGGAGGAAAUAAAGACUCUCGAGGGCGGCACUCACGCCCGCAAGAACACUAAUAAGGAGAGGCAACUUGGCGCACUUCAGAACCAGCAGACCGACCUUCAAAGGGUGCUCCAAAAUGAGAGGACCAAUCUUUGGGAGCUGGAAGGCCACAUCAGGAAAAUGGAGAAGGAGAUUGAUGCACUGCGUCGCAACGAAGUGCCGGACAACUGCUACAAGGACACUAUCUGUAAGGUGCAGAAAAGUGUUGUGAAGCUGGAGAACCGGCUCGAUGUGGUCAAUAAAAAGUGCAGCGAUGUUCUAACUGAAAACAGCAAGAUGCGGGACGCUAUUAAUCAUAUGCUGCAGGAUCGGGCAAACUUCAACGAUAUGUGGCAGUCGAUGGUAGGGCAGUUCAACGAGGGAAAAAAGUUCAUAAUGGACCUGAUCGACCAGUCGACGUUGGCCUUUGACCAACGGGAGGAACUCUGCAACAAGCUGUCUGUGCUGAAGGAUCGCAACGAGAACGACAAGGUGAUGCACAUCCAGGAGAUGCGCGAGAUGCAACGCCGCUUGGAACACGACUCCAAGCUCCAAAAGUUCUUCGAUAUAAAGGGCCAGAAGCGGCUUAACCCGGAGUUGGAGCAGCGUGAGCUGGACAAAAAGCAGAGUCAAAAGGAGACCUAUGAGCGACAGCUCACCGAAUACAAGGACAUUAUUGAAAAGAUUAAAAUACUUUACGGCGAGGAGGAUGCCGAGCGCCUGGUGGCACAGUUUAAACGCCAAGAGGACGAGAACUUUGCGCUUUUCAACUAUGUAAACGAGCUGAGUCACGAAGUGGAGGUCCUUAACGAUUCCACGCAGGAGUUGACCGACGAAAUUGAACGCCAGAAGUCGGAACAGACUGAAAAGGAACUUAAGCUUAAAACUGAGGCUCUGGACUAUUUGAACGCCGAACGAGAUCGGAUCGAGCAGUUGGCUGAGGAAACUCGCGAAAGGAAGCGCACCUUAAGCAUCCGAUUGGAGCAACUGCUGAAGGGCAUUGAGGAUAUAUUCAGACAACUGGCAUGCGAUGAUGCGCCCAUCCUGAAUGUGUUGAGCACCAAAACAUUCCUAACCGUCCACAACGUGAAGCUCUUUAUUGGAGUUAUUGAAAGACGCGUUAAUCUGAUCAUUAGUGCCAUUAACAUUGAGGAUAACUCCAACAAAAUAUUGGCCAGAAAGGAUCGGGUUCCAAAGUUUAACAUACGCGAGUCUGCUAAAACGAAAAACUAAUCAAACUUGAUCAUAUGAUCAUCCUAGAAGAUGAGUAAUCUUGGAAUAAA
Molecule: messenger RNA, 1510 nt
Organism: Drosophila bipectinata
Lineage: Eukaryota; Metazoa; Arthropoda; Insecta; Diptera; Drosophilidae
Gene: Ccdc114
Product: Coiled-coil domain containing protein 114
Source: RefSeq, a predicted model, not a curated record